Molecule: messenger RNA, 1734 nt
Organism: Pyricularia grisea
Lineage: Eukaryota; Fungi; Ascomycota; Sordariomycetes; Magnaporthales; Pyriculariaceae
Exons: 1
Coding region: 1-1734 (577 amino acids)
Biological process (GO): amino acid transmembrane transport
Cellular component (GO): membrane
Molecular function (GO): amino acid transmembrane transporter activity
Source: RefSeq, a predicted model, not a curated record
AUGGCCGACGGUAUCGAGGCCCACCGCACCAGCAGCUCCAUCCAGGAGAAGAAGCAGACAGGGUCAGCAUCCGGAUCCAUUAGCACCAACAGCGCUGGCAGCAAUGCGCCCAUCGCCCCGACCGAAAAUGCCGAUCAGCUUCAGCGCCGCUUGACGAACCGUCACCUCCAGCUCAUCGCAAUCGGAGGAUCCAUCGGUACGGGUCUCUUCGUGUCUAUCGGAACCGGUCUGCAGCGUGGAGGCCCGGCCUCCCUCUUCCUCGCCUACACCAUCUACUCCUGCAUGCUCGGUCUUGUCAACAAUGGCAUGGCCGAGAUGUGUGUCUACAUGCCCGUAACUGGGUCCUUCAUCCGUAUGGCUGGCAAGUGGGUUGAUGAAUCUUUUGGCUUCAUGGCCGGUUGGAACUUCUUCCUCUACGAAGCCUUUCUGAUCCCCUUUGAGAUUUCCGCUUUGAAUCUUGUCAUCACCUUCUGGCGCGAUGACGUUCCAGCCGUCGCCGUGUGUUUGGUAUGCAUUGCCCUCUACGGAAUGUUGAACGUCAUUGCGGUGCGCUACUUUGGUGAAGCCGAGUUUUGGCUCUCCUCUGGCAAGCUGCUGCUCAUCGUCAUGGUCUUCUGCUUCACCUUUGUCACAAUGGUCGGCGGCAACCCACAGAACGACGCCUACGGCUUCCGCAACUGGAUGGUGGUCCCUGCCUUUAAAGAGUACAUUGGCCAAGGAGAUACGGGUAGGUUCCAGGGCUUCCUGGCCGCGCUCUACUCUGCUGGAUUCACCGUCGUCGGACCCGAGUACAUCUCCAUGAUUGCCGGCGAGGCGAUGCGCCCCCGUCUCUACCUCAAGCAGGCCUUCAAGACCGUCUACUGGCGAUUCGCCUUCUUCUUCAUCGGCGGCGCCCUCGCCUGCUCCAUCGUCCUCCGCUCCGACAACAAGGAACUCGAGAACGCCGGCAGCGGCACGGCCGACGGAUCCCCUUACGUCAUCGCGAUGGAGGUCAUGGGCAUCCGCGUGCUGCCGCACAUCAUCAACGCGCUGCUUUGCACGUCCAUCUUCAGCGCAGGCAACGCCUACACCUACUGCGCCAUGCGGUCGCUGUAUGGACUUGCGCUCGACGGCCAGGCUCCGGCCAUCUUCAAGAAGUGCAUGAGCAACGGCAUCCCCAUCUACGCCUUUGCCGUCGUCAUGAUCUUCCCGUUCCUUUCCCUGCUGCAGGUGUCCAACAACACCGCCCAGGUCGUGACUUGGCUUCAGUCACUCACCCAGGCCGCGCAGAUCAUGAACUACACCAUCAUGUGCAUCACCUACAUCUGCUUCCACCGCGCCUGCGUGGCGCAGGGUUUCGACCGCAAGACUCUGCCGUACUAUGGCUACUUCCAGCCUUACUGCGCUUACAUCGGCGCCGUGUUCAUGACGCUGGUGGUUACGACCUUUGGCUACACCACCUUCCUGCCUGGGCACUGGGACACUCUGACCUUCUUCUCGUACUACACCAUGAUCUUUGUGGGCAUCAUCACCUACACGACGUGGAAGGUCUUCCGCAAGACAAAGUUCGUCAAGCCUCACGAGGCCGACCUCAUCUGGGACAAGCCCAUCAUCGACAGCUACGAGGCCCAAUUCACGACGGAGCCGACUCGGUUCCGAGACGACGUCCGCAAUCUCAUUGGAAUGCUCAAGGGGAAGAAGGCGGCCGACUCGGAACGGCAGGAGACUGUGGAGCAGAGUCAAGGGGAGAAGUAA